AUGACCAAAUAGGCUUCUACUGUUGAAGGCUUGGAGACUCCUGGAGGCAAUAAAAUAAAUCCCUAGAGUAGCUUUGCACCUUUGGCCAGCAGUUCAAUGGUCUCAUUGAAACAAUCUAAUACUCCCAUAAAUAAAAUUAUAAAGGAAAAACUUGAAUAUAACGCAAUAGUGCUGUAAAAGGAUGAUGUGGAAAAUCCGAUCUUCAGAGUUGAUGCUCUCUAUGAUAAAGUGACUCCUAAGCAGCUCUUUGAAGUGCUUAAGAACCAAGAGCAAAUCUCAUCCUGGUUUGGAAAGCAGAUUCAGUCUAAAUUCAAGCAAGUAGCCCAAGAUGGCAGUGAAAUCUUCUCAACUAUCUAUAAGGGCUCUUACCCUCUGAACAAUCGGGAAGUACUACACCGUAGACUAAUCUAGUGUGAUGACAAAAACCAGAUUUAUAUGAUUAACUUCACAACUCAGGGUCUUGAGCAUUUGCAAACUAAGACCAAGAAAUAUGCGAGAGUGUUUCACAAUCUAUGUGGGAUUGUUAUACGUGGUGCUUUGUUCAACGAGAAGAACGAGGUGACUGGGUCUAAGAUAUUCUUUACGAUGCAGAUGGAAUUCACAGGACAUUACAUUCAGAUGUCUGAUUAGACUAAAACUAUCUCAAAUUUUAUGCUUGAUUAUGUUGAGAGACUGAUUGAUAAGGCUUAGAAGGUGAAGGUAUGA
This is a messenger RNA of Stylonychia lemnae, 705 nucleotides long. NCBI's taxonomy places the organism in Eukaryota, Ciliophora, Spirotrichea, Sporadotrichida, Oxytrichidae. The record is from the annotation of a GenBank genome assembly.